AUGACAUCGUCCAAUACCGCCUUGUUCUCCUCACAUCCACCCGAGACUCAGGUCCUCCUCCAUUCGUCCCUUCGUUAUGCCCAACUCGCCUCGAUGAUCGUACCUCCCAUAUACUUAGUUAGAACCUUGGUGUUGAGAAGAAGACCGUUCAGUGUCAGAGGUCUGAUGCAUACCUCGAUACUUGGAACUGGAGUUGGUGCUGUGGCUGGAGCGGGAUUAGGGUAUGGGGAAAGUGCUGUGAGAGAUAGGUUAAUUAGGAUAAAAGCAGAUACCCAACAGACUCGAUCGAACGAUUACUCUAUAAUAUCGGCAACACUCUCAGCAAUGUUGAUACCCGCUUUGUUCCUCCGAAGAGCACCUUUACCAUCUUUGAUACUUGGUGGUGCAUCUAUAGGAUUGGGUGUGGGCGUAUGGGCACAUCUGGGUGAGAGGUUAGGAAAAGGUCAGAAAGUGAAGGUGGAAGAUGUGACCGGUGAAGUGCCUGGUGUGGGUGAUGUAGUGAAGAAGACUUAG
Messenger RNA from Kwoniella botswanensis, 513 nucleotides. RefSeq lists its product as uncharacterized. The transcript has 3 exons. Lineage: Eukaryota; Fungi; Basidiomycota; Tremellomycetes; Tremellales; Cryptococcaceae. The record is from RefSeq and is a predicted model, not a curated record. The coding region runs from base 1 to 513 and encodes 170 amino acids.